This is a messenger RNA of Andrographis paniculata, 1064 nucleotides long. RefSeq lists its product as uncharacterized. The record is from RefSeq and is a predicted model, not a curated record. The coding region runs from base 170 to 811 and encodes 213 amino acids. The transcript has 5 exons. Gene Ontology annotation, molecular function: protein binding. Lineage: Eukaryota; Viridiplantae; Streptophyta; Magnoliopsida; Lamiales; Acanthaceae.
UAAUAGUGAUUAGCGAAGGCAAUUUGACUGACUACGGAAAAAUAAUUGACUAUAAAUUUGAUAUUUACAGCUCCGAAGCAAUUUGUAGGGAAAAAUCGGAGGGGAGGAGAGGAGAAAGCUCUGUGUAAGCCGCAACCGAAACGAAGCAAUCCUCGAAGAAUUUGACAAGAUGAAGAUGACAUGGAAGAAGACCCCUAACGACAGCAAAAGCAAGACGAAGAAACGCCCCAUCGCGUUUAAUCCUAGCCUUCCCUUCGAAGAUCCUAAUUCGAUUUCGAAUUCGAAAUCCGAGACGAGUAGUAGCGCUGCAGCAGAGUCGCUUGGAGAAGACGACGUCGAGAAGAAACCCUCGGUGAUGAUUUCUGACGAUGAAGAAAUGAAGGCUCUUGCUCUAGACUUUGAAGCUCAAGGCAAUAGCCUCGCUGAGGAGGGAAAAUACCGGGAGGCGCUAGGGAAGUGGGAGAGCGCGGCCACUUUGAUGCCCGAACGAGCUGUAUUGCACGAACAAAAAGCCCAGGUUUUACUCGAGCUUGGCGAAGCCUGGAGUGCUUUGAAGUCUGCGACUCGAGCUACUGAAUUGGAACCGACAUGGGCUGAGGCCUGGAUUACGCUUGGUAGAGCUCAGUUAAACUUUGGGGAGCCCGACAUUGCAGUCGAAAGUUUCGACAAAGCAUUAGCCAUUAAGCCAGAUUCUGUGGAGGCGAAGGAUGACCGGCUGAGCGCCGUACAGCUAGUGAAGAGGCGAAAACAGCUGCACUCGACAGGUUUGAGUUCAAACGAAAGCCGUUUUACCGUUGGCAAUAAAGGCUAAAAAAAGCUCAAUGUUUAACGAUGACGAUGCUGUGUUUGUCGACAUUUCUACUUCUAGCUACAGUGUGGAAAUAUUUAUAAACAGGUAAGAAACUUGUUGGCCAAAUAUAGUGACAGAAAGGAUAAUACACAAAAAACCACAGGUCAGUGUACGUUGGCCAUUCCUAGAAAACAAGAAAUGCUAUUGACUUAAUUCAGGCAUUUGCUGUAAUGUCUCAUUUUACAACAAAAACAUAUAAAGAUAUGCAUACAAA